GACUCGCGCGCAUCUCGUCCGAUCUACAUAAUGUGCAUAAUGACUUUAUGCAACCGGCACAAUUAUACUAUUUGGAUUAACGGAUACCACUAAUACUGCAUCCCAUAUUCACCUGUUAUAUUCUUACCUGUGUGUGGCGCCCUGAAGCCAAAGAUGGCACUGACGUGCGACUGCCCGAUGUCGCAGCCUGGGCCCACGCUGGCGGCGACCUGCGGCGGCGGCGCCUUCAUGCUGUUCAUGGGGCUCCUGGAGGUGUUCCUGAGGAGUCAGUGUGAUCUGGAAGACCCGUGCGGAAGGGCUCAGUACCGGCGACACAUGGAUUCAGUGUACGACUUCAUCGUGGUGGGGGGCGGGUCUGCCGGCUCCGUGGUGGCCGCGCGGCUCUCCGAGGUGCCCGAGUGGAGGGUGCUGUUGUUGGAAGCAGGUUUCGACGAACCGACCGGUACACAAGUUCCGUCAAUGUUCCUAAACUUCAUCGGGUCCAGCAUCGACUGGGGCUACACCACGCAGCCCGAGCCAGCCGCCUGCCUCGGGGAGACCGACAGAAAGUGUUACUGGCCCAGGGGGAAGGUCCUCGGAGGCACCUCUGUAAUGAACGGUAUGAUGUACAUGCGAGGGUCCCGCGCUGACUACGACGGCUGGGCGGCGGCCGGCAACGAAGGCUGGUCCUACAACGACGUGCUGCCCUACUUCCUGAAGUCCGAAGACAACAAGCAGCUGGAUGAGAUGGACCAGGGCUUCCACUCCGCCGGCGGACCACUCACAGUAUCGCAGUUCCCGUACCACCCGCCGCUCAGCUCCAGCAUUGUCAAGGCUGGCGAAGAGUUGGGGUACCAAGUCCGUGACCUCAACGGCCAGCACCACACCGGGUUCAUGAUCGCGCAGACCACCAACCGCAACGGCUCUCGUCUGUCCGUCGCCCGCGCCUUCCUCCGCCCCGCCAAGAAUAGACCCAAUCUUCAUAUCAUGCUCAAUGCUACCGUUACCAGGGUCUUAAUCAACCAGACGACCAGACAGGCGUACGCGGUGGAAGUCCUGAACAGCUUCGGAGGAACUGAGACUAUAUUCGCUAACAACGAGAUUAUUGUGAGCGCGGGCACAGUAGCGUCCCCCCAAUUGCUGCAGCUGAGCGGCAUCGGGGACCCGGACGUGCUGGCGCGGGCCGGCGUCAAACUGGUGCACCGGCUGCCCGCCGUCGGCAGGAACCUGCACAAUCACGUGGCGCACUUCCUCAACUUCCAGAUCAAUGAUAACAACACAGCUGCGCUCAACUGGGCUACAGCAAUGGAGUAUCUGCUGUUCAGAGACGGACUCAUGUCUGGAACUGGCAUAUCAGAAGUGACAGCAUUCAUCAACACCAAAUACUCAAACCCCGCGAACGACAACCCAGACAUCCAGCUGUUCUUCGGCGGGUUCCUCGCGGACUGCGCAAAGACGGGCAUGGUCGGGGAGCGCCUCGACAACGGCUCCCGGACCAUACAGAUUAUACCCACAGUGCUGCAUCCUAAAAGCAGGGGACGGCUGGAGAUUGCCAGCGCCGAUCCUAAAGAGUACCCUAAUAUUUUUGCCAACUACCUAACCCACCCAGACGACGUGAAGACCCUCAUCGAAGGCAUCAAAUUCGCCAUCAAGCUCUCGGAAACCAAAGCGCUGAAGAGAUACGGCGUGAAGCUGGACAAGACGCCGGUGUCAGGCUGCGAGAAGAUCAAGUUUGGCUGCGACGCAUACUGGGAGUGCGCGGUCAGGAUGCAGACCGCGCCGGAGAACCACCAGGCAGGGUCGUGCAAGAUGGGGCCCAGGGGAGACCCUACUGCUGUGGUGGAUAACUUGCUUCAGGUGCAAGGCAUCGACCGGCUGCGCGUGGCGGACGCCAGCGUGAUGCCGGCCGUGAGCUCGGGCAACACCAACGCGCCCGCCGUCAUGAUCGGCGAGCGCGCCGCCGACUUCAUCAAGCAGCGCUGGCUCGGCACGCACACGCCCUACCCCCUGGGCAGCCAUGGCGGGAUCUCCAACGUGCUGCAAGCCAGCGAGACCCAGUACUUGCCGUGGCAGCGGUGGACGUGAGCGGACAUCACCACCAAAAUACCUUGAAGUGUUACCUUUAUGAACCGUUACCAGAAAAAUAUUGUCACAGCACGAAUAUACAAAGUUGUAAGAAACUAAGGCUGUCAUAUAGAAUAGGUUUCAUUGUACAAAAUAUAGGGUACCUACUCGGAAUUGCUCAUCCAUGACACUGAAAAAAAUUGAUUUUAGAUUACUAUCUAUUAAAGUAAGAUCCGCUGAUCGCAUAUUUGUAUAGAAAAUGUAGAUGUUUGUUUUUCUGAUAAAAAUGACCCUUAUAGUUGGAAACUUCGAAAAAGUCCAAGCCCCUUGCAUAUUCAUUAAACACAUUACACAUACGACGUUCAAUUAAAUCAUUUUGACGUUAUCGGGUUACCAUAGCAGGAAAAAAUAAAAUCUUCCUAUCUUACAAUAUCUAUAAAUAUCUACAUAAUUUGUACCUGUUGCAGUAUUUUUAGUUAGUUUUAAAAUGUAGCUAAAUCACAAUUCUGAAUGUGCAAUGUUUAACUGAGGCACUAGUGUCUAUCGUACAAAUUAGUAUUUAUUAGUAUCUUUAAUACUCUAUUUUGAUAUUUAGUUUGAAUGGGAGGACACUAUUUUGAGGAAGAAUUUAGGAUAUUAAUAAAGCUAAUAGUUCACUUUGUGUAAGUUUUAGAAUAAACAUCUUUUUUCCGUUCCUUUAAUUAUACAUAGUUUGGUUACUAUACCAAGUAUUAUAUAAUCUGUUGUUUUAACCAUUUCAGACCAACCGACACACCUGACAAUACCCGCCAUCUUUUAUACAUAGGUUUAUGGUUUUUAAAACUAUAGGGCUUCGCCUAAAAACUUGCCAGUUUACAAAAUAACUAAUUUUCCCUUGUUACUCACAUUGACAUACUAUUCGUUCUAUUGUGCCAUUCCCUUGUUUAGAAAUGUUUUGUUAUUAUUAAUUUCAAUAUUCACACGAUUCUAAAAAAACAUAACAGCAAUAUUGUUUUUAAUUUUUAUAUUUCUCUAACCUGCACUGUUUUUCAUAAAAUGUAUAAAAACCAUCUUUUUUACGUUUGACAGCUCAUCAGAUAAAUCCUUUGUUUAUGCAAUAUUUGAACGAAAGAUUAUGAAAUUUCACUUUGUUUUCAACAGCUAUUGUAGAUAUGAUAGCAAUACCUACAAUAGCGGUUAUAUGCUUACCCUGUUAUUCACAAAGUUAAAGCGUAUGUACGUCUUAGCUAAAGGAUGUUUUGUCUCUUUCUGUAAAUAUCUAAUGUUAUAAAGUGCGAUAGUAACAAAACAUCAUCAUCAGCCUUCCGUUAUCCCACUUUUCUGUGGUCGGUAGGUCAGUCUCCACUUCUCCCUGUCUGAUGACCGAUCCGUUACUUCUUCUUUACCCACAUCCUGCUUUAACGAACUUCGUCCACCUCUUCUUCGGCUCCCCUACUUCUUUUCCCAAUCAAUUUAAAAUCCGUAACUCUUCUUACAAUAUAGUGACAAAAUAUUUUAGCUUUAACUUUUUUAUGAAUAACGGCAUAAGUCUUUUUAUCUGAAAGCAAGUUAAACCAUAGUUUCUCAAAUUAACUUUCAAACUAACCUUGCCUAUUAAGUUUUAAGUUCGCUAUAUUUUUAAGAUGUUGAGAAUCAUAUUACGGCUACAUGUGUGCCCGGAAACUAGAAUAAGUUUACGGUUUAUUUAUAAAUAAAACUAGUUUGAAUAC
Molecule: messenger RNA, 3752 nt
Organism: Plodia interpunctella (Indianmeal moth)
Lineage: Eukaryota; Metazoa; Arthropoda; Insecta; Lepidoptera; Pyralidae
Gene: Gld
Product: Glucose dehydrogenase
Exons: 13
Coding region: 154-2064 (636 amino acids)
Molecular function (GO): oxidoreductase activity, acting on CH-OH group of donors; flavin adenine dinucleotide binding
Source: RefSeq, a predicted model, not a curated record